CGCUCAGCCGAGUCGGGACGCCGACUGAGCGGGAAGCGGCAUGGCGGAGCCGUCGAGCUUGGACGCGGACGUGUGGACGCUGACCCGCUUUGUGACGGAGACGGGCCGGCUGGCCCCGGGGGCCACCGGCGAGCUGACGCAGCUGCUCAACGCGACCGUGACCGCCAUCAAGGCCAUCUCCUCGGCCGUGCGCCGGGCCGGCCUGGCGCGCUUGCAGGGCCUGGCGGGCCGCGUGAACGUGACGGGCGACGACGUGAAGAAGCUGGACGUGCUGUCCAACCAGCUGCUGCUCAACACCUUGAAGGCCUCCUACGGCACCUGCUGCAUGGUCUCCGAGGAGAACGAGGGCCUCGUCGUCACGCCCCAAGACAAGAGGGGCAAGUACGUGGUGUGUUUUGACCCUCUGGACGGCUCCAGCAACAUCGACUGCCUGGCCUCCAUCGGCACCAUCUUUGCCGUCUACAAACGAGUGACGGAGGGCGAGCCCACCGAGGAGGACGCCCUCCAGCCGGGCCGCGACAUGGUCUGCGCCGGCUACGCCCUCUACGGCAGCGCCACCCUGGUGGCCCUCAGCACCGGCGCCGGCCUCAACUUUUUCACCUUGGAUCCGGCCAUCGGCGAGUUCAUCCUGAGCCAGAGGAACGUGCGCAUCAAGCCCAGGGGGAACAUCUACAGCCUGAACGAGGGCUACGCCAAGUACUUCCAGCCCGCCGUCAACCACUACAUCGACCGCAAGAAGAACCCUGAGGACGGCGGGACGCCGUACGGGGCGCGCUACGUGGGCUCCAUGGUGGCGGACGUCCACCGCACCAUCGCCUACGGCGGCAUCUUCUUGUACCCGGCCAACCACAAAAGCCCCGAAGGGAAGCUGCGCCUGCUGUACGAGUGCAACCCGAUGGCCUUCCUGGUGGAGCAGGCGGGGGGCGCGGCCACCACCGGCACCCAAAGGGUCCUGGAUGUGCGGCCUCGGGCCCUGCACCAGCGGGUGCCCUUCGUGGCGGGCUCGCCGCAAGAUGUCGACGACUAUUUGGCCUUUGUCCACAAGUACGGCUAGAGAGCCACAGCCA
Molecule: messenger RNA, 1067 nt
Organism: Hippocampus zosterae (dwarf seahorse)
Lineage: Eukaryota; Metazoa; Chordata; Actinopteri; Syngnathiformes; Syngnathidae
Gene: fbp2
Product: fructose-1,6-bisphosphatase 2
Exons: 7
Coding region: 41-1054 (337 amino acids)
Biological process (GO): fructose 1,6-bisphosphate metabolic process; sucrose biosynthetic process; fructose 6-phosphate metabolic process
Cellular component (GO): cytoplasm; cytosol
Molecular function (GO): fructose 1,6-bisphosphate 1-phosphatase activity
Source: RefSeq, a predicted model, not a curated record